CUCACUGCAAAAAACCCGCGAAGCCUCUUUCUAUAUAAUCUCUGAAACGACAAAAAUCAGCUCGUUUCAACACCAGGAUCCUCAUCUCUCUUUCUGCAGAACCUCUUCACUCUCCCUAACAUUCCACUGGCGUUUUUCCCUACAAAUCCCUAACCAUAGGUUUUUCUGAACGUCAUGGUUACGGGGAAGAGGAACAACGUGGUUGUUUUAUCAUCGGAUGGUGAAGACAGUGACUACUCAUUGACUUCUAAUCGGAGCUUUUCGAAGCCAAAAUCGAGAUUAUUGGUCACUCGUUCAAACCCUAGAGGAGCGAAGAAGGCUCGCCUUUCUGGUUCUCGGCCUCAUUCGCGUAAACAAUCCAGUAAAUUUGAUGAUAUCAGGUACUAUUGUGAAGAUUUUGAUGAAGUAUAUAAUGGGUUCAAGGUAUCUGCUGGUUUGCAAGGGAGCAACACACAGGGGUUAUGGGUUGACAAAUACAAACCUCGUUCCUUGGAAGAGCUUGCUGUUCACAAAAAGAAGGUUGAAGAAGUCAAGGUAUGGUUUGAAGACAGAUUGAGAUCUUCUAAGGAAAAAUUUAGUAAUCAAGUUCUUGUAAUCACUGGGCAAGCUGGAGUGGGAAAAUCUGCAACUAUUCACACAAUUGCAUCUCACCUUGGAGCCAGAGUGUGUGAAUGGAACACACCUACUCCAAUAAUUUGGCAAGAACACCUACAUAAUUCCAGCACAGGGAUAAACUACACAUCUAAGUUGGAUGAGUUUGAAAAUUUUGCUGAGAGAAUAAGGAAGUAUGGAUUUAUCCCGUCAUCCUUUACUGGAGGGUCAAAAUCAUCUGUCAUACUCCUAAUUGAUGAUCUUCCAGUGAUGAAUGGAAAAGCUGCUUUUCGAAGGCUUCAAAACUGUUUGCAUCUUCUUGUGCAAUCAACUCGGGUACCAACGGCUGUCUUGCUCUCGGACUGUGGUAAAACUGAUUCAGCAGACCUCACUGCAAGAUGCUUUGAAGAACUUCAGUUAUAUCUUGAGAGUGCUGGGGCUUGUAAGGUUGCUUUCAAUCCUAUUACACAUAAUUCUAUUAAGAGGACACUUUCUAGAAUAUGCAGACAAGAACGGUGUAAUGUUGCUGCUGAUCAGAUUGAUCUAAUAGCCAAUGCGAGUGGUGGUGACAUCCGACAUGCAAUUACAUCUUUACAGUUCUUCUGUUUCAAACCUGAUCCCAUGCAUUCCUUAUCUAUAUGUGAUACCACUACCAUAAGCUCGAGAGAAAAACCAGAUGUGCUCAGGGCUUUGGAUGAUGGAUUUUCUUUGCAAUUUGGCAGAGAUGAGUCACUUUCUCUAUUUCAUGCUCUUGGAAAGUUUCUGCAUAACAAAAGAGACUCUGAAAAUGGCAUGGAAUUGGAGCAAGCUGAGUUUAUUGUACAGGAGAGAUUAUCAAGAUUGCCAUUGAAGAUGCAUGCUCCAGAAAAGGUUCUCUGUCAAGCACAUGGGCAAGCAAGGCCUAUUGCUGAUUUUCUACAUGAAAAUGUUCUAGAUUUCCUGAGUGAGGAGGCAAUAGACGAUGCAUGGGCUGUGGCGUCAUAUCUAGGCGAUGCAGACAUGCUUCUUGCUACUUUCCGUGGAAUGCUAUCUAGAUAUAAUGAGGCAGAAAAUGUUUUACAGUCAGCUGCUGCUUCAGUUGCUGCUCGUGGUGUGUUAUUUGGAAAUUCUCACCCAUUACCUUCCAGGUGGCAUUCCAUUCGUCGGCCAAAGCUUUGGCAGAUUGAGCGGUCAUUACUGCACAAUAAGAAUGAGAUGGCAAAACGGAGAUUCGAUGGUCACAGCGGAAUAAAUUUAUCAGAUAUGUCAAUUGUGGCUACAGAGUACACACCUGUAUUCAAAUGGCUUGGAUAUGGAACCACUGGAGGCAUGCAACAGGUAUCGAUGCAAUUGGACAUAACAGAAGACUAUUUUGAUAAGAUGAAAUUGGAGGACAAAGAAAGUGAGACUACUGAUGAUGAAAUAGAAGAUUGGUAAAAAGAGAAUGUGAGUGUGCUUGAGAAGCAAGCAGAGUCAGUCUAGAUGUGAUCUUCUGUAAAAAAAAAAAUUGCUGUAAAUAAUUAUCCUCUUCCCCCCUUGAUUGUGAUAGAUGUAAACUGUUUUGAAAUGUCCUACUAAGUUCAGUUCUCAGUUUUGAAAA
Molecule: messenger RNA, 2170 nt
Organism: Juglans regia (Persian walnut)
Lineage: Eukaryota; Viridiplantae; Streptophyta; Magnoliopsida; Fagales; Juglandaceae
Product: cell cycle checkpoint protein RAD17
Exons: 12
Coding region: 175-2007 (610 amino acids)
Biological process (GO): DNA damage checkpoint signaling; DNA repair; mitotic DNA replication checkpoint signaling
Molecular function (GO): ATP hydrolysis activity; chromatin binding
Source: RefSeq, a predicted model, not a curated record